ACAACGUGACCAUGUCUUCCGCUCUCCUCCACCCUGCCGGCCAGCCCCUUCACCACUGGCUGCUGGGUGGAGCGAGCAGUGUAGCUGUUGUACACUCUGGGAUCUCCGAGCUCGACUGCGGGUUUGCCCGCCUGCUGACUAAUUUGACGGACCUUGACCUGUCAGAGAAUGAGCUAAAGGAUGGUUUCCUGGAGCUUGAGCAGUGUCCCGUCACCUUUCCGAGACUGGACUGCCUCAGGUUGAAUGGAAACCGCCUCCGGUCCUUCCAGCACCUGUGUCUACUCUUGAAAGGCACACCUGCCCUCCAAGAUCUCCACGCCAGCCAGAACAACUUCUCCCAGCCCCCCUCGGGCUGCUCAUUGGGAGACAGGAGCUUUCGGGUCCUGAACCUGUCCCACACAGAGCUCGUCCAGAUGACACCUUACCUGCCGCGCUCGGUGGUAGUACUUGACCUGAGUGGCAACAACCUCCAGCAUUUUGAAAGCCUGCCGCGGGGCCUCCGAAAGCUUCACCUGUCAGAUAACCACCUCCUGACGUUGCCGGUCCUGACGAAUGCUCCUCUGCUGCGUGUCUUGGAGGUGGAUGGGAACCAGCUGACGGGUCUGUGGGAUGAGUCUGGGCCCGGCACUGAUCCCCUGCGGGUUCUGGAGGAGCUCGUGGCCUUCCGUGCCGGACGGAACCCGUACAAUUGCAGCUGUGGUGUGAGAGACACCGUGGAUCAUUUUAGGAGACAGUCUGGCAUCAUGAAAGACUGGCCUGAUGAUUAUGUGUGCCACACACCUUUGUCGCUCAAAGGGACCCUACUGAAGGACCUCUGGCUCUCGUACUAUGAAUGCAACCACACUGCAGCUGUCUGUCUCAUCUCUCUGUCUGUCCUGGCAGUGGUCGUCCUCAUUGCUGUGUUGAUUGGCUGCGUGUUCUAUAGAUCAGCCUUUCGAAGACCUUAAAAACCUUCCAUGUUGUUUUACUGUAUGAGGAAAUACAAUUCAAAGAAAGCAUUGACAAGCAUUUUUAGUGCAAGUAGACUAUAAUAAGCCGCAUUGUGUUGCUUCAUAGAGAGUUCAUACUCUCUUUUAUUUCACUCCCAAAGUAGUGAUCACACACAAAAAAAUGAUGGUGAAGAGGUAAAUGUUUAAACAGCUGUGCGUCAUGAAAUUAACAUCCUUCACCUCAUCGGGCUUAAUGAGUGCUGUGGGAGUUGAUCUUUCCCAGGCAAAGAAAAUUGAGGUACGUGAAAUUGUCUAAUUUUUUCUGUUUUUCUUUUA
This is a messenger RNA of Megalops cyprinoides (Indo-Pacific tarpon), 1265 nucleotides long. RefSeq names its product toll-like receptor 2. The coding region runs from base 12 to 947 and encodes 311 amino acids. The transcript has a single exon. Gene Ontology annotation, cellular component: external side of plasma membrane; membrane raft; lipopolysaccharide receptor complex. Lineage: Eukaryota; Metazoa; Chordata; Actinopteri; Elopiformes; Megalopidae. Gene Ontology annotation, molecular function: protein binding; lipopolysaccharide binding. Gene Ontology annotation, biological process: toll-like receptor 4 signaling pathway; positive regulation of non-canonical NF-kappaB signal transduction; positive regulation of type II interferon production. The record is from RefSeq and is a predicted model, not a curated record.